Molecule: messenger RNA, 2364 nt
Organism: Polistes canadensis
Lineage: Eukaryota; Metazoa; Arthropoda; Insecta; Hymenoptera; Vespidae
Gene: mRpL37
Product: 39S ribosomal protein L37, mitochondrial
Exons: 7
Coding region: 772-2004 (410 amino acids)
Biological process (GO): translation
Cellular component (GO): ribosome; mitochondrion
Molecular function (GO): structural constituent of ribosome
Source: RefSeq, a predicted model, not a curated record
UACUAUAAAUAGAACAUAAUUUUAAUAUAUUUUUAUUUUAUGUUUCUUUAGAUGACUUUUUUAAACCUAAUUUCUUUACUGAGCUGAUACAUUAACAUUAAUUUUACCGAUAACUUAUAUUGUUUUUUAAUCAAUUUUCUUUUAGACUUCGGCAUGUAAACGUCGAAGAGUGGUAGUCGCGAAUGAGUGAAAUUCUUAGGGCGAAGACUGAGAGUGAUGUUCUUUAAAAAACAUUCUUGAUUAGAUUAUAUUAUAUCUUCUCAAUUUAAUUCGGAUGUGGACAUCCUUAGGAUGCACAUCCCUCGUGGGUCUUCGGAAGCGGUUACCUCCUCCUGGUUAGACCCGGGCAAUGGAUAUUACUUUCCGUGUUAUGUUUAUCAUAUUUUUAUAUACUAUACAUUACAUUACAAGUAAUAUCAAGCUAAAGACCGCUUAUUAUAAACAUUAUAAUGAUAAUUAGUUUCUUUCAUUUUCCUAAUCAAUAUCAUAUUAUAAUUCAUUUCAUUGUAUUUCCUUUAUUACUACUUUCAUAUUUUAUUCCAAAUUAAAAUACUCGAUUUAUUUUAUAGGAACACUAAUAUUGUGCAUUCUWUCAGUCGUUUUUGAUGUGCAGUGCGGUCGGUAAGCACGUCUCGGCCGCGUUCGCGUUCGUGGUCGCGAUAAAUAACUUUUUUAUAGWUUUUURUUUUCGUUAUCGUCUACUGGUCAUCGUCAUCUUAAGGGUAGGAGACCCAUCAGGCAUUCAUCACUGAAGACUACAUAUAAAGCAGAAUGAAAUUAACACAAGCAUUAAGAAAAUAUCAUUUGGGUAGAUUAACUAGAACAAUAUGGCAUCAACAACGUGAAAGAAUACCUAUAGAUAAUAAUGUGGAGAGUAAAUUGUCAGCAUUGAACGUAAAGAUUAUAGAUCCCAUUGAUAUACUUCAACCAAAAAAAGAAUUCGUAAAGAUAAAGAUACCAGAACCUUUUAUUAAAGUAUUAAAAUUUGACAAUACCCAUCCUGAUUGGAAAGAUGAAGUUUGUUUAAACUAUAAGGAUCACAAUGUUCUACAACAUGGCUUAUCUCAAGCACAACUAUUGUUAAAAACCAUUCUUAUUAAAAAUGAACUUCCACAACAAAUUGAAGAAAAAGAAAUUUAUAUUUCAGAAGAUAUACACCGUUUAGUUAAAAGAACAAUUUACACCUCCAAUAUAUUCGAUGCGCAUCAAGAAUUGUUACCGAAAAGAAAGGAUCCAGACAGACCAGCAUGGAAUUUUCCUAGAUACUAUGGUGUGACAGAUAUUAGAAAAACGCAUAAUUUAUUCAAGAAACUACUUCAAAUUUGUGAAUGUGUAUGUGGUCCAGAGAUUGUACAAACUCGUUCUGUCUUUCAUAAUGGAGUUGCGUGUAUUUCAAUAGAAAAGGAAUCAAAGUUAUUGCAAUUUGCAUUAACAUUUGAUUUAGCUCUUGUAUCAACAGAGCCUUUAAAAAAGAUAGAAGAUCAAAAUGCUUAUACAGAAUUAGAUUUUCCAAGUAUAUACCCGUUUUAUCCAACAGUUAGCUUGGAAAAAACGAAUAUUUAUAAAACCGAAGAUCUAUAUCCUGUUGAGGCGACAUCACCCUGGUUGAAUGUUCAUACCAUAUUUAUAAGCCAUAAUCCAGAAGAAGUAAAAAAUCUUUCUGAACUACCAGUAGUUGAGGAUCAAAUACUUGCACGUUCUAUGAUAAAAUCAUUUACUGCAGCUGCAAGUAAUGCACGUCAAAAAUAUGGAUCUGAUGUUAAACAUUUACCAGAACCAAUAAUUGUGCAAUGUAUUGAAUCAAAUGGGAAACAAUUUCAUUUUUCAGUAUUUCAACUUAAUACACUAGCCAUAAAUAAAACAGAAGGUAUUCGAAAUUUUUGGUGGUCUAGUCCAAUAUUACAGUUAUAUGAAGAGGCAUGUUAUAAGACUGGUAAGCCCAUUCUUACUGGCUAUAAUCCUGAAGUUGUGAAAAAACUAUUUGCAUUUUAUAAAAAUACCUAGUUUAAUAAAUAAAUGAUUUUUAUUAAACACGAAAAAUAUAUAUGUAUUAUUAUGUAGUAUUUAGAAGUGUUUUAAAAAGAGUUGUUAUUGGAAUAGUAACUUCAACUUCUUUAGGCUUUACCAAAAGCCGAUGAUCUUGUGAUGGUUUUAUUAAAUUUUCUGCAGACGGAUAAGGUUUACAAUAAAAAUACGUAUGUUGCAAUGCCUAAAAUAUAGAAUAAUAACAUAAUAUAAUUUGGUUAUACUUAUUAAUUUUCUUCGAGAAACAAUGAUAUAUAAAUCAAUUAACCUCUUUAGCAGAAAGACGGUUUGAUGAAUUAUAUAUAAGAAUUUGUUUUAUUAAAUCAAUAGUUUCUGGUU